This is a messenger RNA of Dendronephthya gigantea, 4791 nucleotides long. RefSeq lists its product as uncharacterized. Gene Ontology annotation, molecular function: zinc ion binding. The transcript has 4 exons. The record is from RefSeq and is a predicted model, not a curated record. The coding region runs from base 74 to 3697 and encodes 1207 amino acids. NCBI's taxonomy places the organism in Eukaryota, Metazoa, Cnidaria, Anthozoa, Malacalcyonacea, Nephtheidae.
GAUAACGCCUAAUAAUGAGAGUCCAGUUACAAAUAGAAGGACUUGGGGGAGGGAUGGUGGUGAGCGACGACAAAUGAGACGUUCAGAGAGAAGGGAGGCAGAACUAAGGAGAGAAAACGAGAUCAAAGCUUCCAAGGCCAAAGAACUAUCAGCCACUCCACGCGAUGUCAAGAAUGUCAACAUACAAAAAACUCCGCCCCAGCCUACGGAACGGCAAAUCCCACGCGCUGCACCACGUGUCACGCCACGUGUAAUCCCACGUGAGAAGGACAAACCACCCGAACCUGCGUUGAGAAGACGAAAUGAAAAUAACGCAACUUGGAGCAGCCCUGAGAAAGGCGUUAAAGGUUCUUCCCCCGUUAAAAAUUCUUUAUCACCUGAAAAACUGCCAUCCGCCCAAACCACUGAGAGUUCGUCGAACGAAACGAUCGAUAUAAAUUCCUCAGAGGAAAUUAGUGAUAUUUCGAGCGAAGAAGUGGAAGUGGGGAAGGAAAAAGAGAGUGAAGAGGAAGCACGACAGGAGGAAUUGGAAAAUGAAAAUGAAGGCGAUGAAGAGGAUGCUGAAGAUGAAGAAUACGAGGAUGAAGCGGAAGAACAAGACAGUGAAGCAGAGGAGGAAAUCAGCGAGACUGAGGAGAAUGAAGAAGAAGCAGGUGAUGAUGAAGAAAACGUGGAAACCGAUGAAAAUAUCGAGCAAGAAGAAACAGGAGGAGAACAGGAAGAUGAAACAGAUGAAGAGACAAAUGAAGACGAUGGGACCGUAUUAGAACCACCAAAGCGGCAUCAUGACCCCCCGGCAACAGAACAUCACAAAGCAGGACGAGGUAAAACUGGAAACCACACGAAAACUCGGAAAAUAUCCAGACAACAUCGGGACGGCGAAGGUUGCGAAAAUGACAACGCUGUUAACCGACAAGACAAGCGACAACAUCACGAAGAGAAACGGAAAGAAGAAAUUGAGAUAUCAUCCGAACGACGUGGUUCUCAUGAACAGAAGACGAAGCGACAUCAAAGACAGAGCAGUGUGAGUGGCAGCGAGUGCGGAGACGUGAAACGAUCUCGAAAUCGUAAAGAUAACGGAUCGUUACAGUUAGAAAACGCAUCAGAAUCUCCUAAAGAAAUGAAAACAAAACAACAUCGAAGGCAAGGCAGCGGUACUGGAAACGAUUUUCAAAAAGUUCAAGAAGAAAAACCUCGCAGAAGUUCCGAUGUUUCGGUGGAAAAGACGACGAAAGAGGAGCAACGUCAUGCUAGUUUGGCUAGGACCAAGUCAAUGCCCAAAAGCACAAGAAGGUCCAGUCGAAACUCUUUAAAGUCUCUUACCACGGAGGAAUUGGAAGAAAGCGGGAAAACUCAAACCGGGAAUAAAACGAAACAAACUCCAAAGAAGGAAGAGACUGGAAAUAGCACAGCGUCUGGACAGAACAGCCGUAAAGCAAGCUGCGCUGAUGAGGAAACUUCAGAACAGACUGGGAACGAUAGCGAGGUUACCACGCCAACAAGCCCUCUAGACCUAUACUCCAACAACGUCCUCGGUCUUGGUCCUGCCAAUAUCCAGCCGUCCGCUGACGCCGAGAGCGAAGGCACGUCUUCCCCUGACCUUAACCGACACGACGAACAUCCUUCAAAGAAAGCAUUUGUCUGCGCCAUUCACGAAGAGCCGUGUAAGUAUUACUGCCAGGAUUGUGAACGACUCAUUUGCAGUGAAUGUGCCAUGCGUUGGGGUGACUGUCACGAGCACUACUACCUUCGAGUGAAAGACGCUUGGAAGAAAUAUCGCGAGGAAAUGAUGAAGAUUUUACAUGAAGCUCGUUCUAGUGUGUCCUGCAUACAGCAAGACAUCCUGGAGAACUCGAAGCAACGAGACAGCUUCAAGUUGAAAGUCGAGUCAACGAUCAAGAAAAUCAACAGCUUCUUUGACGAGCACGUGCAAGCUUUAGAGAAACGACGUACGAACUUCCUAGAAACUGUAGAAGAGAUUAUGAAGUUCCGUGAAAUCGGAAUUAACCAAGAGAUUGAGAGUCUGCAGAAUAACUUAGUGGAAACUAACAGCACCAUCAACAUCGCUGGUAGGGUGUACGGAACCAGCACUAUGAUGGAGUUUCUCCAGGUUUGUAAACAACUCACAAACCGACUUCUUGAUCUGGGACACAAGAAGAUCAAGUUGAACAUUACGGAAAGCAUUGAUAUAGAUUUUAUUUCGGAGCCGAGUUUGUUUGACGAAAUCGACAAACUUGGUCAGCUGAAGAAGCACAGAGAUUCGUCUCCAUCUUCGUUUCACUUGGAUGUAAAUAACAAAGAAUUGAAUGGCACGGAUGGGAGGUUGCCCCAAAAGAAAGAUGCGGUAGAAUCAAACAGCGGAGCGAAAAAAGGAGAAGAAAACGAACAGGAUUCAAUGGAUUCUGUAUUCGGAACCUCGACAGAGAAUCUGUCCGAAAGUACGUCGGCUAAAGAUAGUAAUGAUGUCAAAAGAAAACUUGCGUCAAAAAACGAAGGACAACCUGCUCUACCAGGCGGUUAUAAGAGUGUACCCAACAACGACGCUGUAGCAAUGAAAGGAGUACACGAUUUGAAGAAUCGCAAUGAAGACCCUGUGAAAAUGAAGUCCAAUGAUGGGGUUAAAAAGGAAUUGAUUUUCGGCCAGCAAGCGCGUCCGGGGGUAAUACCCGAAGAGCCACGUAGCAUGAAAGAGAUAUCUGCAGACCACAAUCUGAGGUCUGCGGUAAGAAGCGAGAAAGAAGUCGCAGACUGUCCUUGUGGGCUUGCCGAUGAUGUGGAACACAGGAAUGGUUUACCAAGCGAUGCAGACAAGGUCGCAGACGCUGAAAUCCCAGUGAAACAGCAAGCCCAUGCCGAGCACCAGCAUGGUCGUCGGCAUAGCAUGGACGACCUUCUUGGUAGUUUCAGCAAAAAACAAGAGAUUCAGCGUCGACUCGGGAACAUUGGCAGGUACCGUCCUCCUAAAUCGGUCGCGCAGUUCUUGGACGAAGGCGAGCGAUAUUUUUCGAGUGGAGAGGCCGAGCAGCGACGGAGGAAACAAGAGUAUUACAAAGUUCGCUUUAACGAUCGUGCGUACUACAGCAACCCGAGCGACAGUUCUGAGCUGGAAGAAAUGCGAGGUUAUGAUUUCGAAGAGCGGCCAGUGAAACACAAGGUGAGACGGCAUCGUACCAUGCCCCUGAUUCGACCCAUCUCCGAACGACGGGAUCUGAAAAGUUCUUGGACUUUGGACGUCUUCCGUUACCAUGGCAAGAUCCACUUCUCGCGCAACAGUCUCAAAGCGACCGGAAAGGCAUUCGGCUGGAAUGCGGUCGUUGGAUCCCAAGGAUUUUCCCAGGGAAAGCACACGUGGAAAGUACGCGUUACCAAGUGGACAGCGGUCGGCGUAUGCUACAAAGAUGAUCACGUGGAUAACCCAAGCUGGGGAGCUGGUAACAAGUGGACGUGGGAUUCAGCUGAUAUGUGCUACUCCCCCCGGCUCGGUGUGUGCGAAUCCCCGGUCGGAGAGUGGAUCGAUGGUGACGUCAUAGCUUUGGAACUCGACUGCGAGAAUAGCGUUCUUGUUGUUCAUAAUUUGCGUACCUCUGAAACGGACAAGUUGUACGGUUUCAAGCAGCCUGUGUACCCGUAUUUCUAUCUUUCUGUGUUUCGAAGUAUUAGCUUGGUUGAAAUUGACGGCAUUCAAGUUGGAUCGUAGCUCAGCGAACGAUGAGCAGGGACUAUAAUUGACUCCAUAACAUAAUGAAUAUCAAACAGGAUCAUAGCUUAGCGCAUAAUGAUUUGCUAACCCAAAGGGCAUUGGCAUAAUUUUCACCGUCUCAAAUCGAAGAAUUCGUCAAACUAUUUAAUGAUUACGGCUAAUUUGGAGAUUUUAUAAAAGCAAACUUUGGUAGAGGUUGACAGGUGAUUCUCAUUAAUUUACACAUCACUCGAUUUAUUAGCUCGGCACAGGCAAAAUGGGUGCUCGUGUCCAUUUCAUCCGUGCCCGGCCUUUGUUUUGGUAGCCUGAUCACUAAUAAAAUUGGUCACGGGUACCCAUUUUAACCAUGCCGUGCCAAUGUAUCGAGUGUAAUGUACACGGGGCUUGUAUUGACUAGUGCAUUCAACUCAGUGUUUUUAGGACGCUAUACUCAUUAGCAGCCAUAUACCUGAUUUUCAGGGGGAGGAGUUAAAUACAGUCCCACUAAACUUGAAACUUCUUUGUACAAGUCUGGAUAGCGCUAUCCACCAGAUACAGUUAUAACGGUAUAACUUUCAUUAGGCCUUACUAUUCCUAAAUUGGGAAUGCUCUUUAAUAUUUUUAGCUGCUAAGCCGUUCGGUUAGAACGGUUGAAAAAUCACUAUCCGGUGGAUAGCGCUGUCUAUCCUUCGUCCAACCGGCCCCAGUGUCACAGUUUCUUAGAUUAGUCGCAUCGGAAUGAACAAAGGGAACAUUGAGGUAGAUUUUCCAGCUUUACCUCAAAAACUAAGACAGGAAUGCGGAAAAGAUAAGUUAUUAAAUAGUUUUACGAGUUCUUACAUUCGACACAAAGAUACAUUAGUAAAUUUGUAAAGAAAAUACAAGAAUUCUUGUGGUACCAGCCUCGUUCCCAGGCUCUUUGAAGUAUUUCGCGGAUAAAGCACUGAGCGCACGGGGGUGCUUGGGGAAGUUGCAAGGUCUCCUGCUUAUCCGCGAAAUACUUCAAAGAGCCUGGGAACGAGGCUGUUGUGGUACCUGGUGGGUCGGUUACCAACCAGGGGCCAGUUGUAUAAAACUCGUUAACUACAUUUUGCAUAGUUAAAUUGGCCAAU